AUGUGCAAGGAAUUCGAGCGGGUGAUGCAAGAGAAGUUCGAGAUGAGUGCUAUGGGAGAAAUGAAUUUCUUUUUGGGUUUGCAGGUUAAUCAGUCUGAGAAAGGGAUCUUCAUUCAUCAGACAAAGUACGUUGGGGAUAUCUUAAAGCGAUUUCAGAUGGAAGACUCGAAGCCUGCGGGAACUCCUCUGGUUCAAAAUCAUGGAAUUACUCCUGACGGAACCGGUGAACAUGUGGAACCUUCUCUCUAUCGUGCUAUGAUCGGAUCUCUCAUGUAUCUUACCGCUUCAAGGCCUGAUAUUAUGUAUCCAACAUGUCUUCUUGCUCGUUACCAGUCUAAUCCGAAGGUUUCUCAUAUGAUGGCUGUUAAGAGGAUUUUUCGUUAUCUGAAGGGUUGUCCAAACGCCGGUCUAUGGUAUCCUAAGGAUGAUAACUUUGAUUUGAUUGCAUUCAGUGACUCUGAUCAUGGCGGCUGCAAGAUUGAUGCAAAGUCAACAUCAGCGGGAUGUCAGUUCUUGGGGAAUCGCCUAGUCACGUGGCAGUGCAAAAAGCAGACUUGUGUAGCCACUUCAACAUGCGAGGCCGAAAUGGCACCAAAAACUCAGAAAAAGAAACCAGCAACUAAGAGAACUGACAAGUCGGAGGUGGAAAUUAUGUCAGAACCUCGCCACAACCAGGUUGCUUAUCUUGAUCCGGAAGACAAGCUGGAUGAAUACAAGGGCAUUACGAAGUGGAUACGGGAAUCAAGGAUCAACUUUGCCGUUACUCAUGAAACUACCGUUUACAAAUCGUUGAUAAAGGAUUUCUGGAAUUCAGCAGAAGUAGUUGAAAUGGAUGCAACGGAAACGAUAAGAGGACGUGUUAAUGAUCAAGACGUUGUUGUUUCUGUCGAGAUCCUUAACACGGUUUUGCAACUAAGAGAUGAUUCCGAAGCUUCGUUUUAG
Helianthus annuus (common sunflower) is the source of this 942-nucleotide messenger RNA. RefSeq lists its product as uncharacterized. The transcript is spliced from 2 exons. Lineage: Eukaryota; Viridiplantae; Streptophyta; Magnoliopsida; Asterales; Asteraceae. The coding region runs from base 1 to 942 and encodes 313 amino acids. The record is from RefSeq and is a predicted model, not a curated record.